This is a messenger RNA of Cucurbita pepo subsp. pepo (vegetable marrow), 1101 nucleotides long. NCBI's taxonomy places the organism in Eukaryota, Viridiplantae, Streptophyta, Magnoliopsida, Cucurbitales, Cucurbitaceae. The record is from RefSeq and is a predicted model, not a curated record.
GUUGAUUCUAUCGAGAAAAUUUCUUCCGUUCAUCGAACGAAUCAUUUCUUGACCUCUAGUUUUCCAGUCCCACUGUUUGGGAAUCAUCAGAGUCGGUACAAUUCCAUGCGUUGGUUUUGCGCAUGGAGAUUUCAUACGCAUCGCCUAGCGUGACGAGUCUUGCUUUCGCUAAGUCUGCCCUUCCGCCAUGCAUUCCUCGAGCCGAUCCGUCAAUGUUGAUCCAUUGCAGCAUUCUAGUACGACGUUGUCGACGCCGGCGCUCUGGUGAAGAUAUGGACGGCGAAGGUUAAGCGGAUGACUUGGAUUCACUGGAUGGAGCUUCUGUUACCUUGAUCCCGUUGGAUUAGAACGUAUAAAUGGCGGGAGUAUUUACAGAGCGAUCUCUUGUCCGGGAUUACUAUUGGCAUCAUGCUCGUUCUGCAGCUUGCAGUUGGUCCAGUAGCAUUGGUUUCUCUACUGGUUUCUGAUGUCUUGGGUGGAAUUGUCAAUUCAUCCGAGGAAUUAUAUACUGAACUUGCGAUAUUAUUGGCACUCAUGGUUGGAAUAUUGGAAUGCUGAUGGGGCUCUUGAGGCUUGGAUGGCUUAUUCGCUUUAUCAGCCACUCUGUAAUCUCUGGCUUUACUACAGCUUCUGCCAUUAUGAUUGGAUUUUCCCACGUGAAAUACUUUCUGGGGUGGGUGUUUCACUGGUCUUUGUCACUCGCGAAUCUGCAAAUCCACAUAUGGAUUGUCAUUUCCAAUCCAAAUCGAGACGUUUUGCUUACAUUUUCAAGAUCUGGCGUCGUCGAGCUUAUUGGCAAGGAGUGGUUUUUUGUGAGAGUUCAUGAUGCAGUUCAAGUUUGUCUUCCGCUUGUGGAGAGCUUAAAGGAAACGACCAAGAUAGCAGAGUCUUCACCAAAUGAUGCAUCAGGCUUCCAAAAGCUUCCAAGUUCCAAAGAAAUCCACCCUCGAUUGGAACCUUUACUGUCUCAACAGCCUUCAAAAUGAUUUGGCCAUUAAUUUUGUCAAAAAGUUGUGCAUACCAGGAAGUCCGAGGUUCAAUUACCCAUAUUCCUAUUUGUAUAUAAUGAUAUUGAGUUAUUAUCAUAUAUUUAAGUGUGGU